CGACCGGCGUUUCAGAGCCGCGUAUCGGUAGUCGCGAGACGAGACAGUCGGUGACGGGUUGCGGUCGUCUAGUGUGGCGUAGUGUGAACAAUUUUUCGAUUGUCUCCUUUCCCCCUUGUGUUCAAAAAUGAGCUGGCAGGAUUACGUUGAUAAGCAGUUGCUCGCGUCGAGAUGUGUUACCAAAGCGGCGAUCGCCGGACACGAUGGCAACGUAUGGGCAAAAUCCGAGGGCUUCGAAGUAAGUAAAGAAGAGCUCGCGAAAUUAGUGCAGAGCUUCGAGGAGCAGGACAUCCUGACGUCGUCGGGCGUUACCUUAGCCGGCAGCAGGUACAUCUACCUAUCGGGCACGGACCGUGUGAUAAGGGCAAAGCUUGGCAAAAUCGGCGUGCACUGCAUGAAGACGACGCAGGCCGUAGUUGUCUCCCUAUACGAGGACCCCAUACAGCCUCAACAGGCCGCAUCUGUCGUUGAAAAAUUGGGCGAGUACCUCGUGUCCUGCGGCUAUUAGUAACCUCUGGGACCCAACACAAAUAUCUAAUAUUAAUAAUAAACGAUAUCGGUCGGAUUAUUUUAAUGAACAGCGAAUGGAAUGCGCCAUGCCGCACGAGUCGCGCCGGAACUGCCGCAAGCCCUGCCGCGCGACAACCCACGAAUGAAGAACAGCAACAACAGCAACAACACACAGAGCGACGACAGUAGUAAUCCACUAUCAUUACUGCUUCAGUCAUCAUUCUCUUCUCUUCGAUUUCUGUUUCUUUUUUUUUUCCUUUUUUUUUCCGCCCUUUGGACGCGACGCGCACAGAACGGGGAAGAUAGAGGCACGCGCGCGAAUCUACGCACGCACCAUACGUAAACAACGAGAUGCACCCAUCUUCCCUCUCCCCUCUCCUUUCUCUCACGCAAUCUGGUAUCCUUGCGGCCCUCCUUUUAACCCUUCCCCGGAGCUCUUCUCUCACAAAUGACGAAAUACGUAUAACGUACUUAAGCAUCUACGUUUAAGAUCCUCGUAGGCGCGUGUAUGAUCGGUGAUGCGUGACAAGCGCGAAAAAAAUCGUAUCGGCACGUAUGAUCGAUAUGCCGAUACCCCGAUAUCAUUGUGCCACACACCUGCUCUCUAUACUCCCAAACUCCGCAAACGGCUGUGACGAGGCUGUUGGCGCGAGAUCGCAUAUCCGAGAUGACGGAUGAAAAUCGAUGGCGCGACGAUCAGUACCGGAAAGCCGAUACCGUACGAUGAUAGAGUGAUAUUGUGCAUCACGCGUGAUGACAUCGACGUCGCGGGAUUCGAUUGUAGGAUUUGCGAGCGAUGCGCCCGCGCGCGUGCUGUUCUCGAUGGAGCGCAAAAGUAUGCGAGAGCGCGAUAAAUUGCGACAAUCGCGCGUGACGAAAUUCUUCGCGAUCUUUUCUGACAACAUCUGAUCGAGUGUGUCUUUAUCCCAUCGGGAAGAAAAAAAAACGCACAAAACGCGACGGAUUGUGAAGCGCGCGGUCGCAAUUUGUCGCGCGACGAAAGCGAUCAGCGAGGAUCUUUUGGACGCGACUUCCACUUUUUGUUCGGCUUCUUCUACGGAGAGGAAGCGCGAUCGUUUCCGCGCGAGAAAAUUCGGCUGUCCUCGUUUCGAGGACACGUGUCCGCGGAUCAUGUGCGUGCGGCGUACGCGGAAGCGAUCCCUUCUUGUAUCAUACACUCAACACACCCGCUUCGUUCACGCACCCAGCUUCACGCGCGCACAAAGUACGACAUCGACGAUCGAUUGAUGAAUAUCAAAGAAAGGGAGAGAGAGAGAGAGAGAGAGAAAAGACGCGAAAGAGAGAUGGAGAGUGAAAGUGGAAAAGAGAGAAAGAGCGCGACACGUCGAACUUUUGUAACCGCUUAUGCGGUGUUUCGCUGACGAAAAAAAAAACGAUACACACACAUAUACACGUAUGAAUUAAAUAUAAGAAGUAAUGAUAAUAAAUAAUAAUAAACUAUUG
Molecule: messenger RNA, 1974 nt
Organism: Cataglyphis hispanica
Lineage: Eukaryota; Metazoa; Arthropoda; Insecta; Hymenoptera; Formicidae
Product: profilin
Exons: 3
Coding region: 128-508 (126 amino acids)
Cellular component (GO): cell cortex
Molecular function (GO): actin monomer binding
Source: RefSeq, a predicted model, not a curated record